Messenger RNA from Soboliphyme baturini, 333 nucleotides. The record is from the annotation of a GenBank genome assembly. Lineage: Eukaryota; Metazoa; Nematoda; Enoplea; Dioctophymatida; Soboliphymatidae.
AUGCCUUUUCGAGGCUUCAUCCGCGGUUGCUACGAUUCGAUGUUAGUUCACGGCUUCAAUAAAACGAUUGUGCACUGGUAUCAGUGGUUGGAGCGAGAGUCAUGCCAUUUUUACAACAAACAGGACGUGCUUCAGUUGCCAUAUCGAUCGACGAAUCACGUGAAUCGCAAUCCGAAUCAUCUGUACCUGUGUACAUGUUACUCGGACGGUUGCAAUGGUCAGUCUCAGCAUAGUGCCCCGCAUAUGAACUGGAAACUUUUCCAAUUGCCGCCUCCGUUGUUGCCGACCAUGUGCCUGUUCAUGAGCUGGCUUUGGACAACCAGGACUUCAUGA